AUGCCACACUCUAUUUCUCCCGAAGGAGCUACAAUACAAUCACAAGAGAAUAUGUUCGAUACCGAAGAAACUGGCGACGAUGCCCAAAUAAUUCAAGAAGCAGAGGAUAUUUCGGCCAAUAAGGACGCCGCUGAGUUGAAUGAUGACGAUGAUAUAACAAUGGCAGACGCUGGAGUACAAGGCGAGGCUAUACCUACACCAGCUACAAAGCCCGAGGUCAAAUUGGAGGAUUUAUUCGCAGAUGUUGAAUCCGAUGAUGAAUUUCCAAGUACAAAUGCGAAAGACAAAAAGGCGUCGAGUUCUCCUGAAGCUCCGGCUUCCCCAGUCCUACGUAAAGAUGUUCUUCGUCUUAUGCCAUCCAGAUUUGAAAUUGGCCCAGUAUAUAGUACAAAUCCUCGGGAUCGAAAAACACUUCGCAAAUCCUCCGCCUUUCGACCAAUCGCCAAAGAAUUAUGUUUCGAUAUCGAUUUGACCGAUUACGACGAGAUUAGAACGUGCUGUGACAAAGCAAAUAUUUGCAACAAAUGCUGGCAGUUCAUUACAAUGGCUAUUAAAGUGGUUGAUGUUGCGCUACGGGAUGACUUCGGCUUCAAACAUAUCAUGUGGGUAUACUCCGGAAGAAGAGGAGCUCACGCUUGGGUAUGCGAUAAAAAGGCUAGACAAAUGGACGAUCAGAAAAGGAGGGCCAUCGCAGGAUACUUGGAACUCAUUCGAGGUGGAGCGCAAACUGCCAAAAAGGUCAACGUGAAAAGACCUUUACAUCCACAUGUAUUCAGACGAAGUCUUGACAUACUUAAAGGUCACUUCCAGAACGAUAUCCUCCAAGAUCAAGAUCCAUGGGAGGAAGAUGAUAAAGUCGACAAAUUACUACAGCUUCUACCUGAUAGAACUUUGAAUGAAAGUUUACGGAAAAAGUGGAGCUCUUCUCCUGGACGCUCAUCAGCAUCGAAAUGGGCUGAUAUUGAUGCCUUAGCAAAAACCACAAAAGGAUUGGAUCCAAGAGCUCUACUAGAAGCGAAACAAGAUAUUGUUCUCGAAUAUACAUACCCUAGACUGGAUAUCGAAGUUAGUAAACAUCUCAACCAUUUACUCAAGAGUCCAUUCGUCGUACAUCCUGGGACCGGAAGAGUUUGUGUCCCUAUAGAUACUAGACAUGUGGGGGAUUUUGAUCCCCUGGCUGUACCAACCGUUACCCAACUUCUAGGCGAAAUUGAUCAGUGGACUGCACCUCAAAAUGGAGAGAUUGAGGGCAAGAGCAUACAGGAUUGGGAGAAAACAAGUUUGAAGCCAUUCGUGGAUUACUUCAGAUCAUUUGUUGCUGCUUUGAUAAAGGAUGAGAGUGAUGUUAAAGUCAAACGAGAACGAGGUACAGAUGGAAUGGGGUUCUAG
This is a messenger RNA of Sclerotinia sclerotiorum 1980 UF-70, 1389 nucleotides long. RefSeq lists its product as hypothetical. NCBI's taxonomy places the organism in Eukaryota, Fungi, Ascomycota, Leotiomycetes, Helotiales, Sclerotiniaceae. The transcript is spliced from 3 exons. The record is from RefSeq and is a predicted model, not a curated record. Bases 1 to 1389 code for a protein of 462 amino acids. Gene Ontology annotation, biological process: DNA replication, synthesis of primer. Gene Ontology annotation, cellular component: alpha DNA polymerase:primase complex.